Molecule: messenger RNA, 771 nt
Organism: Rotaria sordida
Lineage: Eukaryota; Metazoa; Rotifera; Eurotatoria; Philodinida; Philodinidae
Source: the annotation of a GenBank genome assembly
AUGAGUUCGCUCCGAGUACAAAAGCGGCUCGCUUCAUCAAUCUUACGUUGUGGUAAUAAGAAAAUCUGGCUUGAUCCAAAUGAAGCCAAUGAAAUUGCAAAUGCCAACACUCGCCAAAGUGUACGUAAAUUAAUUAAAGAUGGUUUAAUUAUCAAAAAACCAGUGGCAGUACAUUCACGUUUUCGUACACGUAAAAAUAAUGAAGCUCGUCGUAAAGGUCGACAUAUGGGUCAUGGUAAACGAAAAGGUACUGCCAAUGCACGUAUGCCAACUAAGAUCCUUUGGAUUCGUCGUAUGCGUGUUUUACGUCGUUUAUUGAAAAAAUAUCGUGCAGCUAAAAAAAUUGAUCGUCAUUUAUAUCAUGAACUUUAUUUGAAAUGCAAGGGUAAUGUUUUUAAAAAUAAACGUGUAUUAAUGGAAUUUAUUCAUAAGAAGAAAGCUGAAGUACAACGUACGAAAAUGCUUUCUGAUCAAGCUGUUGCUCGUCGUGAACGUACAAAAGAAAAACGUACUCGACGUGAACAACGUAUUCUUCAAAAACGUACUGAACUUUUGGGUAAACAACAAGAAGAUGACGAUACAAAUGUAGCUCUUCAACAAGUUAUUCAACAACAAGCUCAAACACCUGUUGUAGCACCAGCAUCACAAUCACAACAACAACAACAACAACAAGCACCAUCAAAAACAGGUGCCAAACAAGAAAAGAAACAACAACAACAGCAACAGCAAACCCAAGUACAACCUCAAAAAACACAACCAAAAAAGAAAUAA